Poecilia latipinna (sailfin molly) is the source of this 3917-nucleotide messenger RNA. It is a transcript of the gene eif4g1a, whose product is annotated as eukaryotic translation initiation factor 4 gamma, 1a. The record is from RefSeq and is a predicted model, not a curated record. Gene Ontology annotation, molecular function: protein binding; translation initiation factor activity; mRNA binding. The annotation marks the transcript as partial. Lineage: Eukaryota; Metazoa; Chordata; Actinopteri; Cyprinodontiformes; Poeciliidae. The transcript is spliced from 21 exons. Gene Ontology annotation, cellular component: eukaryotic translation initiation factor 4F complex.
CGGAACUUACCCAUGCGACUUGGAGGCGCACCGGCUCCGAGCAGCAGAAACAUCGCACUAUGGCCUCUCUCUAAGCCUUGCGUACGAGAGAGUACAAAUCUAACCGGCAAUCCGUCACCAUCGACGCCUUGAUCAUGGACCUCCAGUCCAGAGGCUUAUUUGGGAGUUAUCGCAAUUAUCAAUAGCACUCCCGAAGAGCGAUAUUAUUAUAUAUUUUUUAAACCACUGUCACUUUUGAACAUCCUGGGAUUUAAACCGAAGUGACAUCAGUAGCACUCACCCCAUCUGCCGGUUAGCCAACUAGUUCGCUAAAGUCAAUAGCCAAGAAGGGCUUCACUCGUCUGUUGCAGGAAGGACAAGCAAACAAACUUUCACCAACAGAAGACUGACCAGAGGCUGAUACCCCAAGUUCCCAAUUUACGACCCUGACACUGUUGGUACCUGGCUGGCAACACACAGCCACCCUAAUGCAGACGAAUAAAAGAACGUGAAAUGAACAAACCACCACAACCUAUAACGGGACCCACCUCUGUCCCAAAUCCCUCCCCGUCUCCUGGAUUAACCCAGGCUGCAUACGGCCCCGGACAACCACCUUCUCUUGUUUUUGCCACCCCUCCACCUCCACAAAUGAACUCCGCACAGCAGCCGAGACAGUUUGCUACAGGGCCUCGUACUUUACACCAACAGGGUGGAUACAGAGCAUUGCAGGCUUACUAUCAGAGUCGACCCACUAUGGCCGCCAGCGCUCCUAGGGUGCAGACAAGCAGCGGCCCUCGACCUGUUGCACCUGCGCAUGUGUACCCUACCAGCUCCCAGAUGAUGAUGAUCCCCCAGCAGCAGAUUCCUUUCGGUGGCUCUCCUCAGGGCUAUUUUAUCCCAUCUGGACAGUACCGUACUCCAUACAUGCCUCCUACCCAACAGUAUCCUGUGACCAGCGGCACAGGUUUCUAUCCUGGGACUAGUCCUGCAGAAUACUCUGCUUACGAGCCCUCUCUUGCUGCGAGGGAGAGGCGGGGUGGUGGGGGGAGAGGGGGCGGGCGAGAGAACGGCCGUCUCUCUCUCCACGGUGCUCCUCUCACCUCCCAGCGUUACCCCGCGGGAGCGUACUACCCUGCUCAGCCGCAGUACUCUGCGUCAGUCCAGCCAGCGCCGGUGAUGAUCAACCCACAACAACCAGCUCCGCCUCCCCAGCAAGCACCCACACAGCCGCAAGCCCCGCCAAAGAGGGAACGCAAGCAGAUAACAAUACGAGACCCCAACCAAGGUGGGCGUGACAUUACAAAGGAGAUCAUGUCGGGUGGAAGAUCUACCACAGCAGCAACCCCCCCACAGGCAUCUGUAGCAGAAGUAAGUAUUGCCCAGACCAAUGGUGAAGUCGGACAGACUGUUACUGUAGUGACAAGAAGAGAUGAGCCGGCGGAGUCUUCUCCCUCCCCUGAAAGUCCUCCACCUGCUGCUCCGGCAAACACGGAUCCUGUGGUGGAGACCAAACAGGAAGUAAACAGACAACUUACGCCGCCUGUUGAAUUAGCAACUCAAUCUGUGGCCGCUGCGGCCGCAGCAGAGAGACUUUCCCCGUCGCUAAAGGAGCGGCAGUCUCCGCCUUCUCUCCCAUCAGCAGCAGCAGGUAUCAGCAGUGUUGCUGAAGCAGAAACGACGGUCAGCUCGAAAGCCGCCGACACAGUGGAUGCUCCGGUCAGACCUUCUGCAUCACCGGUAGCACAAGAGACGCCGGUGAAAACAGAGGAGCCGCAGGCUGCUCCGUCUGCAGAGAAAGAGGUGAAGCCAGAAGGAGCUCAACUGGAAAAAGAGGAACCGACAGCUAGCGCCAAGUCAGAACCCCCUGUUGAAGUUGCAGUCACCCCUGUGGAGACUGUGAAAGAGGACGCUGCUGCAAAACCGUCAAGCGACGUCUCUCGGCCCCUCGCUGUACCAGAACCUGCUGCUUCACAGGCCGAGGAUGCGGACCAGAGCUCAGAACCAGAACUGGUUGCGGUUCGGCCAGCAGAGUCUCUUCUUCCCAACGGCCUUCCUCAGGAGACUGAAGAACUCUCUGAAGAUGUCCCGGUGUCUGACGCUACGCCCCAGGACAAACCCGACCCUUCUCAAUCUCAGGAAUCAGUGACACCAGCACAGAAAGAAGAAGAAGAAGAGGAGGAGGAGACAAAGGAGGAAGAGCAGCUGCAGAAGAAAACUGAAGAUGCUCCUCUUGCCUCUGCCAGCUGCCCAGAGGAAACUACUAUGCAAGCUGCUACGUCUGUGCCAAAGAAGAAGAAGAGCAUGAAAGAGCUCAACAAAAAAGCCAUUGGGGGCCUUCUGGAUGCCUUCAAAGAGCAGGAGCCGGAUGCCAAGCCUGUUCCUGAACCCUCAGUAGUCCAGGUCAGCCCUCCAGCGACAGCCGAGCCUCCCGCUGAAGCGGUAGAUGAGACCUGGGAGGAAAAAGAGGACAAGCAGAGUGCUGAACCGGACAAGCUCAAAUCCACGCUCGAGCCAACUGAGCAGAAAUACCAGUACAAAGAAGACCUGGGGGAGCCAAUAAACCCAGAAGCAAAGAAGCGGUAUGACAGAGAGUUUCUUCUGGGCUUCCAGUUUAGCAGCGCCAGUAUGCACAAACCAGAGGGUCUGCCUGUCAUCAGUGACGUUGUCCUAGACGAGGUAAACAAGACUCCGCUGCGACCUGUUGAUCCCAGUCGACUGAUGAGCGUGGGUUCGGAUUUCACUCCUACAUAUUUGGGGGGUCUCGGAGGCAAAUCUGCAGGACGACCCCAGCCCUCUGGGUCACAUCGCUCCCAGCAGAGCUUGCGAAAAGAGCCCAAGAAGAUCAUCAUCAUCAACAGCAGGUCCCUCACGGACAGCGUGCAGCUCAACAAAGCUGCGAACGCCUGGAAGCCCUCGACCAUAAAGCCCGAAGACGGCAACUCCGAAGAGGCCGACGCUGAGCAGGCGAAGACUCAGGAGCUGUUCAAGCGUUUGCGCAGCAUCCUGAACAAGCUCACCCCGCAGAAGUUCCAGGAGCUGAUGAAGCAGGUGAUGGAGCUGAAAAUAGACACAGAAGAAAGGCUGAAGGGAACCAUCGACCUCAUCUUCGAGAAGGCCAUCUCGGAGCCCAACUUCUCCGUAGCCUACGCCAACAUGUGCCGCUGCCUUAUAGGGCUGAAAGUGCCCACCCCGGAUAAACCUGGAAACUUUGUGAACUUCCGCAAACUUCUCCUCAACCGCUGCCAGAAGGAGUUUGAAAAGGACCAGGACGAUGAUGAGUUUUUUGAGAAAAAGCAGAAAGAGAUGGAAGCUUCCAAGAAUGACGAGGAGCGUGAGCGUUUAAGGGUGGAACUGGAAGAGGCCCGAGACAAAGCUCGAAGGCGCUCGCUGGGUAACAUAAAAUUCAUCGGCGAACUCUUCAAGCUGAAAAUGCUGACGGAGGCCAUCAUGCACGACUGUGUGGUCAAACUACUGAAGAACCAUGACGAAGAAUCUCUGGAGUGUCUCUGCAGACUGCUGUCCACCAUUGGCAAAGACCUGGACUUCGAGAAGGCCAAGCCUCGUAUGGAUCAGUAUUUCAACCAGAUGGACAAGAUCAUCAAAGAGAGGAAAACCUCGUCCAGAAUCCGCUUCAUGCUGCAAGAUGUUUUGGACCUAAGAAAGAAUAAUUGGGUUCCUCGUAGGGGAGAACAGGGUCCCAAAACAAUUGACCAAAUUCAUAAAGACGCAGAGAUGGAGGAGCACCGGGAACAGAUCAAAGUCCAGCAGCAGCUGCAGUCAAAGAAGGACAACCGGGGUCCGCACACGCCAGCGAGGGGCCGGGCGGCCCAGCCCCAAGACGAGGGCUGGAACAUGGUGCCCAUCUCCACCAAGAAUCGACCCAUCGACAUCACCCGCCUUAGCAAGAUCACAAAAGUAAAACCUCUAAAACCCCGAGC